This is a messenger RNA of Thamnophis elegans (Western terrestrial garter snake), 933 nucleotides long. RefSeq names its product membrane associated ring-CH-type finger 11 (gene MARCHF11). Gene Ontology annotation, biological process: protein ubiquitination. The coding region runs from base 1 to 933 and encodes 310 amino acids. Gene Ontology annotation, molecular function: zinc ion binding; ubiquitin-protein transferase activity. The record is from RefSeq and is a predicted model, not a curated record. The transcript is spliced from 4 exons. NCBI's taxonomy places the organism in Eukaryota, Metazoa, Chordata, Lepidosauria, Squamata, Natricidae.
AUGAGCUCCGGCGGGGGAGACGGGGGUAGCCCCGUCGGCGGGGCUCUACCGCAGCCCAAACCCACCGUGCCUCCUGGGACAGGAGCUGGGAAAGCGACUGGAGUCCCUCCCGGGCCGGGCCCGAGUCACCACUCGGCCAAGGGCGGGACUGGCCAGAGCGAGAAACCCGAGACCCGCUCGGUGUGUAGUAACAGCAGCUGGGAAGCCGGCGGGGGCGGCGCCGGCCCCAUCUGCAAGAUCUGCUUCCAGGGCGCUGAGCAGGGCGAGUUGCUAAAUCCUUGUCGCUGUGAUGGCUCUGUAAGAUAUACACAUCAACUCUGCCUACUGAAGUGGAUCAGUGAAAGAGGCUCAUGGACUUGUGAACUCUGCUGUUACAGAUACCAUGUUAUAGCAAUUAAAAUGAAAAGGCCUUGCCAGUGGCAGAGCAUUACUGUAACUCUGGUUGAGAAGGUGCAGAUGAUUGCUGUAAUUUUGGGGUCGUUAUUCUUAGUGGCAAGUGUAACUUGGCUUCUGUGGUCAGCCUUCAGUCCCUAUGCUGUAUGGCAAAGAAAAGAUCUCCUUUUUCAAAUCUGCUAUGCAAUGUAUGGUUUUAUGGAUCUAGUGUGCAUAGGACUUAUUGUACAUGAAGGUGCAUCAGUUUGCAGAGUAUUUAAGCGUUGGAGGGCUGUCAAUUUGCACUGGGAUGUACAAAAUUAUGACAAAGCCACAGACAUAGAAGAGAGCACUCGAGGAGAAUCCUCCACAGCGAGGACUUUGUGGCUACCACUAAAUGCAUUGAGAAACAGAAAUCUAGUUCAUUCAACACAGUUAACUUCACCAAGAUUUCAAUGUGGCUAUGUUUUAUUACAACUCUUCAGUCGAAUGAGACCUCCAGAGGAUUCAUCAGAUGACAACAGUUCUGGGGAGGUUGUUAUGAGAGUGACUUCAGUGUAA